Caenorhabditis bovis is the source of this 1551-nucleotide messenger RNA. The record is from the annotation of a GenBank genome assembly. NCBI's taxonomy places the organism in Eukaryota, Metazoa, Nematoda, Chromadorea, Rhabditida, Rhabditidae.
AUGACGAUUCUUUCGAAAGUGCUGAGACCUGGCCGACGCGGUCUACCGGUGGUCGCCUGGUCGACGCCAAGAUUCUUGUCGACUAGCGGCGCUCAACUCGCCAGGAUUUACAACAGCGCUGAAGAGGCCGUCAAAGAUAUUCCCGACAAUGCGAAACUUCUGGUUGGAGGUUUUGGAUUGUGCGGAAUUCCGGAGAAUCUCAUACAGGCGCUUCAGAAAACCGGCCAGAAAGGCCUUACAUGCGUCUCGAACAAUGCGGGAGUUGAUGAUUGGGGAUUGGGAGUUUUGCUCAAAACGAGACAGAUCAAGAAAAUGAUCUCGUCGUAUGUUGGAGAGAACGCGGAAUUUGCUAGACAGUACUUGAGCGGCGAAUUGGAGCUGGAAUUCACGCCACAGGGCACACUCGCCGAGCGAAUUCGAGCCGCCGGCGCCGGAAUUCCGGCGUUCUACACGCCGACCGGCUACGGCACUCAGAUUCAAGAAGGCGGCGCGCCGAUCAAGUACAGUUCGACGAAAAAGGGCGAGAUUGAGGUGGCGAGCACACCGAAAGAAACGCGCCAAUAUAAUGGUGUGAAUUAUGUGCUCGAGGAGGCGAUUUGGGGUGAUUACGCGCUUAUAAAAGCGUGGAGGGCCGACAAAUUGGGCAAUAUCCAAUUCCGUCAUUCGGCCGGAAACUUCAACAAUCCGAUGUGCAAGGCAUCGAAGUGCACAAUCGUUGAGGUCGAAGAGAUCGUCGAGCCCGGCGUGAUACCGCCGAACGACGUGCACAUUCCAUCGAUCUAUUGCCAUCGUUUGGUGCUUGGCAAGAACUACAAGAAGCCGAUUGAGCGGCCGAUGUUCGCGCAAGAAGGUGACGCCGCGAAGGGACCGACGAAAGUUGGAGCGCGUGAGAUUAUUGCGGCGCGCGCCGCUCUCGAAUUUAGAGAUGGCAUGUACGCAAAUCUUGGAAUCGGCAUUCCGACGCUGGCGCCGAAUUAUAUUCCCAAAGGGAUCACGGUGCAUCUGCAGAGCGAGAAUGGAAUCAUUGGAGUCGGACCCUAUCCGCAAAGAGGACAAGAGGACGCCGAUUUGAUCAACGCCGGCAAAGAGCCGAUCACACUUCUCAAAGGCGCCUCGAUUUUCGGAAGCGACGAGUCGUUUGCGAUGAUCCGCGGCUCGCACAUGGAUAUUACUGUGCUUGGAGCGUUGCAGUGCUCGAAGUUUGGCGAUUUGGCGAAUUGGAUGAUUCCCGGAAAACUCGUCAAAGGAAUGGGCGGCGCAAUGGAUUUGGUGUCGGCUCCCGGAGCCCGAGUCAUUGUCGUCAUGGAGCACGUCUCGAAGAACGGCGAGCCGAAAAUUCUCGAUGCUUGCGAACUUCCUCUCACUGGCAAAGGAGUUGUUUCAAGGAUCAUCACCGAUAUGGCGGUCUUUGAUGUUGAUAAGAAGGACGGCCUCACGCUCAUUGAAGUCCGUGAGGAUCUUACUGUAGAGGAUAUCAAGAAGGUGACGGGAUGCGCCUUUAAAGUUUCGAACGAUCUCAAACCUAUGGGUCAAGCGCCACUCAACCAGUAA